Molecule: messenger RNA, 1101 nt
Organism: Effrenium voratum
Lineage: Eukaryota; Dinophyceae; Suessiales; Symbiodiniaceae
Source: the annotation of a GenBank genome assembly
AUGGCCACCCCUUCGCCCUCCGGCAAGAUCUCCCUGGCGCAGUUCACGACGGCCAGCACGACUACGGUCUAUUCGGUACCGUCCCCCAAAACCACGACGGUAACGUUGCGGAACGGUACCGCUACAACAAUGGCGCCGUUGCAUAUGGAUCCGGAUGAUGAGGAUUCGUCGGACGACCAGUGCGUUCCUCCGCAUCUGCGCAAUCCGGCGGACGCGCCGCAGGCCCCGGCGGGUGCUAUCCACCCUUCCCUGGGCUCGGAGGGCCAUGAAGACGGCAGCUGCAAGCGGUGCUGCUUCUUUCCCAGGGGGCGGUGUACCAAUGGGUACAACUGCGAGUUCUGCCACUAUGAGCACGAGAAGAGGAUGAGCUGCCCAUGCACUUCUCGCCUGGGCGCCGCCGCCUACUUGGCAAAAGCUGAUGAGGAGCUGAGCAAAUACUGCCCGCGGGACAGGGUGGUAUGUGCCUCCUCCAUCCUGUGGUUUAUCGUUCCCCUCUACUGGAGUUGGCGGUUCUGUGACUUCUCGGUGCUGCUCUUGCUCAGCACCUUCGCCACCAUCUUCCUCACCUUCGCCGCCUUCAACUUCUACCUGGACGGGAGCCGCUUCACCUGGAAGAUGUGGACCGACGUGGCAGCGGUCUUCAUCCUGGGCACGGUGCAGCUGCUUAGGACCGUGCUGCAGGCCAACCUCGUGGGCACUUUGACCACCAUGGCCUGCGCCAUCUCCUUCGUGCUCUUCUUCAUCCUGAACGGGCUCCAGAUCAAUUGGGCCAACGGCCUGGCCAGAGUGGGCGCGGAUUGGAUCUUCACCUUUAUCACUUAUCGGUGGUCGGCAGUCCUUGCUUGCCUCUCAGAGGCCUAUGGAGAGAACUUCGUGCAUUUUCACUGGACCCAGCCCGUGGUCCUCUCAGUGAUCUAUUAUACGCAUUCUAUGCUGAUGUGGUACCGUGCCCAGAACAUGAAGAGUGAGAAGGGCAUUCACAGUUGCUUGACUUGGCCCAUGAACGUCUACUGGCUGGUGGAGAGCUUCAUGGUUGUGCUGGUCUCCUGCCUCUUUGUCUUCCCGCCCCCAAGUGGCAUGAUGUUUGCCACAGCCACAUGA